Molecule: messenger RNA, 2412 nt
Organism: Medicago truncatula (barrel medic)
Lineage: Eukaryota; Viridiplantae; Streptophyta; Magnoliopsida; Fabales; Fabaceae
Product: cyclin-T1-3
Exons: 8
Coding region: 331-2103 (590 amino acids)
Biological process (GO): regulation of transcription by RNA polymerase II
Molecular function (GO): cyclin-dependent protein serine/threonine kinase regulator activity
Source: RefSeq, a predicted model, not a curated record
AAAAAAAAAAAAACUCAAAACACAAAAAACGUGGUAGCGAUAGCGAGAGACAUAACAAAACAAACAUUCGAGAUCGAUCGAUUGAUUCAUCCUCGACCUUUGCUGCAUCUUCCAAUUGCCGAACACGACGAAGCUUGCAAUUCACGAGGCUUGAAGCUUCUCUUCUCUACCUUUCUGGUGGUGGCUGCGCAGCGCUUACUAGGAUUUGGGAAAGAACCCGUUUUCUGCACGCGGGUCAGAAAGACCCGUUUUUACAUGCAGAAUCUUUCUGUUUGUUGAUGCUGAACAAGUGACACAGAAUUAACCCAGUCAACAGUGCAACUAACCCAUAUGGCAGCACUUGUGUCUGGAGAGUUGCCACAUCAUGGAGCAUCUGAUGGAAGCUCUUGUAGAAGUUCUCAAGAUAAGCAAGAAGAAGCAUUGGGUCGCUGGUAUAUGUCUAGAAAAGAAAUAGAAGAAAAUGCUCCGUCAAGAAAAGAUGGAAUUGACUUGAAGAAAGAGACAUAUCUGCGCAAGUCAUACUGUACAUUCUUACAAGAUUUAGGCAUGCGACUUAAAGUGCCUCAAGUAACUAUAGCAACAGCCAUAAUAUUUUGUCAUCGAUUCUUUCUUCGACAAUCUCAUGCAAAGAAUGACCGAAGGACAAUUGCCACAGUUUGCAUGUUUUUGGCUGGAAAGGUUGAAGAGACUCCUCGUCCUCUUAAGGAUGUUAUUCUCAUAUCUUAUGAGAUGAUUCACAAGAAAGACCCAGCUGCUGCUCAGAGGAUAAAACAGAAGGAAGUGUAUGAGCAGCAGAAAGAGUUAAUUUUACUUGGAGAGAGGGUUGUACUUGCCACUUUGGCUUUUGACUUGAAUGUCCAACAUCCAUAUAAGCCCCUUGUCGAGGCCAUAAAGAAGUUCAAUGUUGCUAAGAACGCCCUUGCACAAGUUGCAUGGAACUUUGUUAAUGAUGGGCUGAGGACAUCACUCUGCCUGCAAUUUAAGCCACAUCAUAUUGCGGCAGGUGCCAUUUUCCUUGCUGCCAAGUUCCUGAAAGUGAAGCUUCCGUCAGAUGGUGAGAAGGUUUGGUGGCAGGAGUUUGAUGUCACCCCACGUCAAUUGGAGGAAGUUAGCAAUCAAAUGUUGGAACUUUAUGAGCAGAAUAGAAUUCCACAAUCACAAGGAAGUGAAGCAGAAGGGGUUGCUGCAGGGGGGGUGAGAGCUGCUGCAAGGGCUCCUGCGACGAGUGAGGAGCAGGUUUCAAAACAAAUUUCAUCUCAUUCACCUCCUCAGCGCUCAUCUGUGGAAAAUAACGCAGUACCAGUUUCAAGAACCGAAAACCAAAGCAAUGAUGGGAGUGCAGAAAUGGGAAGUGACAUUACUGAUCACAAGAUGGACUCGGAAACCAGGGAUUCUCAGACCUCAGAAAAGUUACCCGACAAAGAUAAACUUGUUGGAGAUCAAGAGAAACUUGUUGCCACAAAGGAGGCUGCAGAAUUAGGAAGGAAUGAUGAUACAUCAUUAAACAAGUCUAGCUUCAAUGUUGGUCAAAAUCUGGAGCGUCGGGAAGGCCCACUUGGUCAGUCGCCCAAAGAAGCAAUCAAGAUUGACAAAGAUAAGGUAAAGGCCAUAUUAGAAAAAAGGAGAAAGGAACGAGGGGAAAUGACAAUAAAGAAAGAUGUAAUGGAUGAGGAUGAUCUCAUUGAGAGGGAGCUUGAAGAUGGAGUUGAAAUAACAAACAAGAUGAUUGACAAAGACAAAGUAAAGACCGCGUUAGAAAAAAUGAGAAAGGAACGAGGUGAAAUGACAAUAAAGAAAGAUAUAAUGGACGAGGAUGAUCUCAUUGAGAGGGAGCUUGAAGAUGGAGUAGAGUUAGCAGUUGAGAAUGAGAAAAAUAAGCAACAGAGAAGACAGAGCUUGUCUAAGCCUGAUGAUGAAGAUCAUGGUGAGGACCUUGAGGAGGCUAGAGACAGGGACGGAUUCAAUGCAGAAAAAGGGGAUAUGAUAGAUGAUGCUUCAUCGUUGUUGAACAAUCAUCACAAGAGAAAGGGUAGCCCUCCAGCAAGUCAACCAGAAACAAAGAAGCGGCUUGAUUCCAAUUAUCACAAUGAUUUUUCCGAGUAAGGAAAUGGGAAGGAUAGAUUUGGUUAUGCAGACAGGGGGAACACAUAAGGAAAGAAGAGAAAAAUAUUUGUUGAGGUGAAUAUUCUACUGUCCUUUAUUUGCUUAAUGUGAUAAGGAAUUGAUGACUCUGGAUGCUCUUGUUUACCUUCUGACAUUUCUUAAUUAUGGAACGGGAUGCCUCAAUUUUGGUAGUGCAAUUAAUAGCAUUUAUUAGCUUAUGCUUUGAGGGGAUGUUUUGAGAAUUUCAUGCUGUUGUCAGGGGGUGCCUCAAUUUUGGUAGUAAUGCAAUUUCGUAGCUUACCCUGUUAA